Molecule: messenger RNA, 5000 nt
Organism: Drosophila rhopaloa
Lineage: Eukaryota; Metazoa; Arthropoda; Insecta; Diptera; Drosophilidae
Gene: loaf
Exons: 8
Coding region: 544-1686 (380 amino acids)
Molecular function (GO): protein binding
Source: RefSeq, a predicted model, not a curated record
UUCAGUUUGCCUUCAACACCGCUCCGCUCCGGUUGCCACAAUGAUUCGUUUGAAAUAGAUGUGCAUCGUGCGCUUUUAAAAUAUAAACAAAUAAAACGGAAAGUUUGAACUUUGUGUUAAACGGUGAAUUGGUAGUGAUAAUUAAACUUACAAACAACUUUUUCCUUUGCUAAGUCAAAGAGCAAGCUGUCCACCCUUUUUUUGGAGUCUCAGUGGAGCUGUCUAGCCAUCUCGCUCGCACACGGCUUGGCAAUCGAUAAGCUUAACAGCGGGGCUGUCCACCCGCUUACUGCUGUUACUGUUAACUUUCAACAGCGAGUGUUUUGAGAGCGUAAUUGGAACGCUGGCACAACCCGUUAAUCUCCAAUGAGGCGACACAUUCGGGGGAAGGAAAAUUCAUAAAUGAAAGCUUCUAAUUGCCGGAGAAUGACAAACGCGACAAGAAAUCAGCGCGAGCGAACAAAAGCAAAGCCAACUUUUUAGGCAGUCCGAAAGAAAAGCAGCAGCGAAAGCCGCGAAAAUUGAGCCACCGAAGCGGCGGCAAUGCUGUUGAUGCCCACAUCCUGUGGGCCGGGGCCACCCACCGACCUCGGCCCCUCGUCCUUGUCCUCGCCCACCCACUGCCCCUACCGCUCCCGCUCCCCCGCCCCCCGCCGAGCGGCAGAUGAUGGAGAGACGAUGCGGCGGUCAGGGACCCUGGCCCCAAGGACCAGUUCGGGGUCGGGCAUUCCCCAGUGGCUGCUAAUCCUCGUCGGACUCUUCGCCAUUCUCGCCCAGACACCAAGCAGCCAGGUGGCCGCCGAGAAGAGUAAACACUAUUACAUGCAGUCGCUGUGCAAGAACCACUUCCUGCAGCAGCUGUACCGGAAAAUCGACGGAGCCGUGCUCUGGUCGCAGAACGAGCGGAACCUGGACUGCAUCAUCACCUUCCAGACGCACUCGGUCCUGCAGCGCUUCAUGCUCCGCUUCGACAUGCUGCAGCUCGACUGCAACGAUCACCUGCUGGUCUACGAUGGAGCCCACGCCGUGGCCACGCCCAAGAUUGACAUCUCCUGUCGCAACACAAAGAACACCGUCAACGCGCUCCUGACGCGCACGAACUUUGUGACUCUGAAGUACGUGACCGACGGCUGGGGAACGGAUGCGAACGGCUUCAAGUUGGUGAUUACGUCGGUGAAGGAUCCCAAGCACACCUGCAAGGACUUCACCUGCGCCACCCGCGAGUUCUGCAUCCAUCCCGAUCUCCUCUGCGACGGCAUCAAUCACUGCGGCGACAACUCCGACGAAUCCGUGCAGAAUCUGUGCCAGAGUGAGACGAGCAGCACGGUGUUCGGCCUGGACAUGACCUGGUUCGUCUUGAUUGUCGUAGGAGUCCUGCUCGUCCUGAGUGCAAUGGUCGUGGCGGUGGCCAUUUGCGUGUGCCGUCGCCAGGACGAGAACGCUGCCAACCAGAACACCGCGCUCCAGCUGCACCACACGGCCGAUACGAACGGGUCGUCGAAACAUCUGCACUACCACGGGAUCAGUGUCGGCGGGACACUGACGCGGGAGCACACUCAACUGCCGAAUUCGGGAAACUGGCAUCACCCUGCGGGACCAUCCGGGUACCACCGCACUCCACACAACUACUUGAAGAUGGCCACCAAAGUCCGUCCCAUUUGGUGCUUGGCAAAUUCCGUCAAUUAGGUCAAGAUCUUUCGCACAAUUCCGCCGGGCUCAGCCAGACGAACAUCGCCGGAGCUGGCCAUCCCAAUGCCAACGCCGUCGGCGCUGCGCAGAAGGACGAGUGGUUCGUCUAGGACCAGGCAACACUGUGGAAGGACCGAUUGACUUAAGCACAAUAAUCUGUACUUUAUUAAGUAAAUUUAUGGAUAUUUGCAGAGCAUUAAAUGAAGACUGUAAGACUAUAUUUAACAACAAUUAGUGUGGACAUCACCGCGCAGGGUGUAUUAUACAGAGAUCUCUACUCGUACCCAAGAAGAAUCUCGAACGCAUUGGCCAGAACAUGCCAGUUCUGUCGGAUAACCAAUGCACCUGUAAAUAGUUUAUAAAUAUAUCAUUUUUGAUUUAACUGAUUAGUACCACCAGCUGGCAAAUCAAGAUCCCCCAAUCCCAUAUCCCCGAAAAUGAAAAGUAAAAAAGAAAGGUCCGCAUCUUAAUUUUGUGCAAGUAUGUUGGCAUUUAUUUAGGUAAUUACGUAUGUUUAGAAAGCAAUUAGACUUGAAUUAUGGCUCUUCGAUUGUACACUUAGUUUGCAUAGCGGGUUUGGUUCAAUAUGCACAGACAAAGAUCCCUUAAAUUAUUGAACGAAGGAAUCAGAGAUAGUCGCAGAUUCAGAGAGGUAAACUAACAUUUGAAGAAACAAUCGUAAGCAUUUAAUUGAAUUGUGAACAGAAACCGUAAGAAGUAUUAAAGCUCAACAAGGAUAACCGAUAACUGUCAUUAAUAUACAACUUCCGAAUCUUACAAAUUUGAGAUAACUGGCAGAUCGUUUGGCCAGGUCGUUUUUACAAAAAUUAAGCUGAAUUCUAAUCACAAAAUGGACACAAGAAGAUCAACCAAAACAAGGGAUGUACAUAAGUAGUCGACAAUAUACUUACAUAAACAAAACCAAAUCGAAACUUCUAACGCAACUGUCAUCUAUACAAUUUCACCUCCACUUACCAUUGUCCACUUGGAAGUCUGAAUUUGCCCGAUGAUCAUCCACCUGGGGAUCAUCCAGAGACUCCGAUUGAAGCAAACAUUUCACCGAGAGACUCAUUCCUCAUUAAAGAACCGAAAACCAAUGCUAAACGGAAAUAUUCUGAGACAUUAAGGACAAUACAGUGAAAUCUUUUGCUUUUGAUACAACUAAAUUGAGAAAGUGACAUGGCAUGCAUUUUAACCUACAGAAGUGUCCGAAUACAAUUUUCUACAAUCAACCAAACGGAAUUCUACAAAAAAAUUAAACAACGUAAAAAUACAUUAACAAAGUUGAAACAUUUUGCUACAAAAUCGAAUGAUAACGAUCAUAUAUAUUGACGACGAGGUGUGUGAGGAAACAUGAUAUGUAACUUGAGAAAACCAAACUAAAAUGCUUCAAAAUGAUUGUAGUACUUCCCGCCGUUAAUAUUUUUUUAAUAUAUCGUACAUACUACAAAUACAGAUGCAAGUCUUAAUAAUAAUACUUAUACUAAGAAGCAAUAAGUAAGAAUUUUCCGCUGCUAAAAUUUGUCUUUCAAAAUACUUCCAUAGGCCCGGUUAGUUCAAUAGUUUUGUGGCUCCUCAAUUUUCUUUUCCCAGAUAAUAAUUGAAAAAUAAUACUACUUUGCUAUGCCAGACAAAAUAUCAAAUUAAGUGCAAAAUGAAACACUAAUUGAAGAGGAUGGUGUGAGGCAUACGUUCAGCCCGAUCAAUGCGAUUAAGUCAAAUUAAAUUAGUUUUGUACUUAGAAGUAAUGGAAAACCCAAGAACUAAAUUAACUAAUCUUCUAGGCAUAAUUUUCGCUGAUAGUUUUUAUUCUUUACAACCUUCUUUUGCCCUUCUUUAAGUUUUAAAACUACAAGCGUCUUAUACUAUAUCAUAAAUUAUAGGAAAAUGGUAUUAUGAUAAAUUGAAUUUUUAACCAAAAUUAUAAGCAAAUUGUAUUAGGCGUCAAAUUUUAGAACAGAAUGAAAAACCAAGAGGCGAUAAGCUGAAUGAAACACAUUGAAUAGAUAUAUGUUAUAUGUAUGAGCUAAAACCACAUUCAUACAUGGCAACAAAUUAAUCUUAAUUACUUAAAAACGAUGAUAAUAAAUGAUACUAAAUAAUAACUGAAUAACCACAAAGCUAAUUUAUGCAAUACAGGAAUAUUGAAUACUGAAAAUUAUGCGUCAAUAAAACGUUUAGGCAAGAUUGUAUUGUAAUAUCUAAUCGUAAUUGUACUCGUAAUCGCAUGCCUACUCCCCACUGGUGAAAAUCGGUUAGAUCAUGUCGUAUAUGAGUGUAGUUAAAAUAUACAUAUUUACCUAAAUACAAUUCAAUCGGAAUGGGAAUCGGACUGGACGAAAGUCGAUCAGGAAUAAUGAGCCGAAUAGUUUGUAGACCCUGCAGGUCCCCGAUGUUCUGUAAAAGAUAAAAUAAUAGGCGAGUGUGGAUGGUGGGGAGAGCUUUUCGUUUCCCAGUGUAAGUGUUACAAUGUGUUAAGAUUAAUUUUUUACCUUCUACAGUCUCUAAAUCUCGAAAAGACUUUGCCGCAAUUAGUGUAACUCUUCUAAUUAUAUGUAAAUGUAUGGUACAUGUGUGUAUGUACCCAAAUAAUAGCGACAGAAUAUUCAGAAAAGGUCAUUUUAAAGUAUCCUGCUUUACCCACGCAAUCAUCAUACAUAGACCGAAAAUCCAUAUGUGAUGGAAAUUACUAUCAAAACUUUUAGGUUCGGUAGAAUAUCAUAUACACGCAGGUGUAGAGUAAAUACUUUUUGUGUGGAGAGAGUCAGGUGUUUGACCACCUCGAUGGAUAACUAUGGGCUUAAAGGCUACUUAAGUAUAAAUUGACUAGGUAUACACCCGAAAAAGAGCCACGGACAGUAAAUCGUAGUGCAAAUGUUAGACCAAAUUUUGCCAUAGAACCGACGACGGAUCUUCACUCCUCUAGGGAGUAUCCAGUGGAUUACUUUCCUGAUUCAGUUACCGCACGCAUUCCGAAGAAAAACAUAGAAAGUCCACAACUUUUAGAGUUAUUGCCUUUGGUUGAAAAAGAUAAUAAAGUAUGCAUAACUACCAGCGACAACAAUAACGAUGAGAUUAAUUAACCCGAAUCGAAAAAUAAGCCUAAGGGAUCGCGUAAAGUAAUGCUUAGCUUUGUGUUAAAUUGCUGUUGAAUAUAAAUGUACUUGUACAAUGAUAAUAAUUACGAUGGCAUUGAACACUCAGAAACACACAGAUCAUCAACAAAACACAUCAAACAAUAACAAUGCAAAAACAGAACCCAAAUCCAAAUGAACCUAAUUAUAAUAAAAUAAAGAAUAUAAAACGUUAAA